AACCUCAACUUUUGUAGGGUAAAUCGUUAUAUUGAAUUUCAUGCUAACGUUUAACGUAAACAAAAAUUGAAGCCAUGGCAGACACAGAACCAAAGCCAAUAAAAUGUAAAGCGGCUGUUUGUUGGGAGGCUGGAAAGCCCCUUUCCAUAGAGACUGUCGAGGUGGCACCACCAAAGAACGGGGAAGUGAGAGUAAAGGUGUUAUACACAGGAGUCUGUCAUAGUGAUCUUAGUGUCCUAAAUGGAUCGUUAAAACUCGGUCAGAUGCCUAUCAUCCUUGGACACGAGGGUUCUGGUGUUGUAGAGAGCGUGGGUUGUGGUGUUACUGACUUUAAACAAGGAGAUCACGUGGUUAUGUUAUGGCUUCCACAGUGUAAUAAAUGUAAGAGUUGUAAGAGCGGCAAGACAAACCUAUGCGAUGAGUAUUUAGGUGGUACUCACGUAUUGGGAACAAUGUUGGAUGGAACAACUCGUUUUACUUGUAUGGGGAAGCAGAUAUACCAUUUUCUAGACUGUAGUACAUUCAGUCAGUACAUAGUAGUACCUGAGAUGUCGGUUUGUAAGAUUGAACCAUCAGCUCCAUUGGACAAGGUAUGUUUACUGGGAUGUGGAAUAUCUACAGGAUAUGGAUCUGCCCUCAAUACAGCCAAGGUCAAACCGGGUUCAACAUGCGCUGUAUGGGGCUUAGGAGCAAUAGGCAUGGCAGUUAUAAUGGGUUGCAGAAAAGCAGGCGCUUCCCGUAUAAUCGGUAUCGACUUAAACCCAGACAAGUUCAAACAAGGUAAAGCUUUUGGUAUGACAGAGGGCGUUAACCCAAAGGAUCAUGACAAACCACUUCAUGAAGUGCUAGCUGAAAUGACAGGUGGUGGCCUAGAUUAUACAUUUGAAUGUAUUGGUAACGUGAAAUGUAUGCAAACCGCCUUUGAAUCAACACAUAAGGGCUGGGGUAAAACCAUUAUAGUUGGCAUUGCACCGAAUACGGAUGAAUUUUGCACCAAACCAUUGAAUUUUACAAUGGGUAAACGAAUUUUUGGAUCAUUUUAUGGAGAUUAUAAGGGUAAAGACGAUGUUCCACGACUUUUAAAAGAUUAUAAGAAUGGAGAGGUGUUAUUAGACGAGUUUGUCACACAUACAAUGGCGCUAGAUAAAGUAAACGAGGCAUUUGAUCUCAUGCGGGAAUCUAAAAGCUUAAGAUCAGUGAUAAACAUGUGGGAGUGAAUGGAUAAUUGAGGAGGACAAUGAAAAUAUAUUUAGUGUUGACUUACUAAUAAACAGUAGGCGGUACAUUUAUACUCGCACCAUAUAUAUAUAUAAUAUAACUUUGUAUACAAUGUAAAGGAAGACUAUAAAACAGUUAUGCCGGGCAAACACCUUUCGUUUACAUACUUUUACACGACUUUCUACUUUAUUAAGUAUAUUGAUUUAUAUUUAAUUGUUUCAUAUUCAUUUGCUUAAAAACAUAACACUUUUGGGAGAUACACAAGACACUCCGUUUUGUCUAUCUACUGUUCCAAGGUUUGAUUCCAAAACUAUAUCUAACAACUUUUUCAAGCUUAUAAGUAUAAACUAAGUCACAGAGAGGCAGAGACAUUUCAUAUACAAAGAAAAGGAACACUUACUAGGUAAUUGUAGUAUGUGUCUUAAUUGUUUCCACAAAUGUGACCUAGCAAAUUAGACUUAAUAUCACGUCUUUUACGUUUUUCGCCAUGUCGCUGUCAGUUUAUUUUCGACUUAUGAGUUUAAAUAUUCCUUUGACAUAUUUCGCCUCCUCUCUUUUAGGAAAUGAAAACUUCAUCAAGUACAAUAUGUUUCAUGAAACUGAAUGAUAUUUAUUUCCACAAUAAAAUCACAGGCACUUGUCUCUGGACUAAAAUUACCUAUAUACCUUCAUAAAACACGUGUUAUAUUUAGGUAUGCAAGUUUUUUAUUCAGUCACCAUAAAGUUCGUGCAAUUCUUAAUUCUUAAAGGGGCAUUGGCUGUCAAAUUCAUGUUCACCGAUUUUAAUCAAAUACUCAUAUUUGAUUUAUAACAUACUAAAACCUAUAUGUAAAUUAUAAAAAGUCUAAAAUAAACAAUUUACAGUGCUCAAUUAUAUGUAUCACCAUUUCGUGUGUAUCUUAGUCUAGAUGCCAUCUAAUUAAUCAUCGAGUCGACCUCCGAAGACUGUCGAGGGUCAUAUAACCCGAUAUAAACAUAAAUAUAGAUAUAAAUAGAUACAGUGGAGAUCACUUCUAACCUCUCAUUAGAACUGUCAGAAUAAUCUGUCAUAGAACUGUUCUAAACUGUCAUAGAACAGUUCUACCUAGAACUGUUCUAAGUAGAACUGUCAGAAUCAGUUCUAGGUAGAACUGUCAUGAUCAGUUCUAGGGUAGAACUGUCUAAAACUCUUCUAGGUAGAACUGUCCAAAUCAGUUCUAGUCGUAGAACUGUCAGCAGAACUGACCAAAUCAGUUCUAACCGUAGAACUGUCAGCAGAACUGACUAAAUCAGUUCUAACCGUAGAACUGUCAGCAGAACUGUCUAAAACUGUUCUAGCCGUAGAACUGACCAAACCUGUCAGGAUUGUAGAACAGUUCUAAAUUACGUCACUGCAAUUUUUUAAUAUAUAUUAUAUUCUUUUGACUUAUUUAUAUUUAAGACAAAGAGUUCUUAAAACAGUUUUAUGAAUAGAACUGACUAAACCAAUUCUAGCCGAAGAACUGACCAAAUCAGUUCUAAUCGUAGAACUGUUCUAUUCGUAGAACUGUUCUAGUCGUAGAACUGACCAAAGUUUUGAUCAGUUCUAGGUAGAACUGUCUAAAACUGUUCUAGAGUAGAACUGUCAGGAUCAGUUCUAGGUAGAACUGUCAGGAUCAGUUCUAGGUAGAACUGUCUAAAUCAGUUCUAGGUAGAACUGACCAAAUCAGUUCUAGGUUAGAACUGUUCUAGCUAGAACUGUCUUAUAGGUGUCAGGAUGACAGUUCUACAUACUGUCCUAGAACAGUUCUCCUGACAGAUUCUGACAGAUUUGAUGAGAGGUUAGAAGUGAUCUCCACUGUAGCGAAUUCGUGCAAUUGGAUUUUUCUAGGUCUGUUUGAUCUCAUAUUGUAGGUUAAAAAUAUAUGUGAAUCCUCGUUUUUAACCUUAUAAGAAUUAGUUUUUGUGGAUCGAAUCAGUCAAUCAAAUGGUUUACCCUUGUUUCGCUUUCAUUGUUGACAUUCUUUUUCUCUUAAUAACUGAACACGCAUAACUCAUGCGUAAAUCAUUUCUAGCUAAGGGGUUAAAUUAAAGGUCACAUGAAAACGGAUUCAAUGAGGUUGAACUAUUCAUUUGCAUUAAUUGUGAAUAAUUCAUCACCGAUGUUUCCUUGCUUAUUUUGACAAAAUUGAACAAAACUGGCUUCUAACAGCGAAUUAUUAUUUCACUAUUUCAAUUUCAUUAAUGAUUGAACCAAAAAAAUCAUAUUUCAUUUUUUUUUUAUAUAUCUCGUAGCUAGUGCCCCUUUAACCUUUCUUUCUGAAUUUAUAUAAAUUUAUAUAUGUCCAUUGUCAUAUGUCUGAUUUCCUUUUACGGCAUAUAUAUAACAUGACUAUAUUGUACAUCAUUGUGUAUUUGACUUUGAUAGAAUUAAGAAUAAUAAUGUACAUGUGUAUUGAAUAAGAUAUGACACGAUAUCAAUAAACAAUGCAAUAUAA
Messenger RNA from Mytilus californianus (California mussel), 3674 nucleotides. RefSeq names its product alcohol dehydrogenase class-3 chain H-like. Gene Ontology annotation, cellular component: cytosol. The transcript is spliced from 11 exons. NCBI's taxonomy places the organism in Eukaryota, Metazoa, Mollusca, Bivalvia, Mytilida, Mytilidae. The coding region runs from base 75 to 1217 and encodes 380 amino acids. Gene Ontology annotation, biological process: formaldehyde catabolic process. Gene Ontology annotation, molecular function: zinc ion binding; S-(hydroxymethyl)glutathione dehydrogenase [NAD(P)+] activity. The record is from RefSeq and is a predicted model, not a curated record.